ACAUUCGCUAGAUCCACCCGUGUCACAUCUCUACGAGUAAGUGUCUUGAAUACGAUACGAACCGGCACGUAAUCGUGCCGCGGCCGACACGAUGCCGUUACCAAGAUUCAAGAAGUCUACAGACCUCAAACUGAUGCAGAUGGUCAAAGAAAAUCCAAUGUUGUACGACUCGGGACAUUCCGAUUACAUCAAUUGUGACGCAAGAGAAGUUAUAUGGCAACAAAUUGGUGACACACUCAACAAACCAGCCUCGAUCUGUAAAACAAGAUGGGCUAAUAUCCGAGAUAUGAUGCGCCGCAGCGUCCGCCUGAGACAUAAAACAGGCAAAAGGUACAAAUACAAAUAUGAGGAACAAGUCUCCUUCAUGAUACCGUUCUUCAAAGAAACCUCCUCAUCAAAAGAAUACUCUUAUUACUCGGAUGAAGAAUGCGAAAUGGAAAUGCCCUCAAACAUGACUGGUGUUUACGUUACAAACGAAAAUUUAGAAUUUGAAGAGACGAAACCUACAAAUAUGGCGGGAAGCUCCCGUCAAAAUGACAGCUCGCUUAAAAUGUUAAAUGAAAAUUUUCACGAGCUCUGCCCAACGGAUCCGAUAGAUGUUUUUCUGUUGACGAUCGGUUCCACUCUCAGGAAAUUCAGUCCUUACUUUUUGAAUCAGGCUAAAUCGAAGAUAUUUCAAGUGGUCCAGGAUUAUGAGCUGCAGCAGAUAGUCAAUAAAGACGGACAGCCCCCGGACUCGAGCGACAGGAGUUGAGAAUGUGACGGAAGGAAGUAACUCGGAUCAUGGGUUUGAGACUGUAGGAAUUAUCUUGGAGGUCAUUCCUAUGUACGUGAAGAGUUCACAGGUUCUCAAAGUCUGCAGACUUCUGGUAUUAAUGGGUACACUGUUGUAUUGAGGUUAAGGUUAUUUAAGCGGAAGGCAGCGGCUUGGCUCUGCCCCUGGCAUUGCUGACGUCCAUGAGCCUGCUUGGGCAACAAAAAAAAAAUAUCAGCCUGUACGUUGUGAUAAAAGUGAUUCGUUGCUGGUUUUGUAAAUUUAAUAGUUCCUUAAGUUUUUAUAGAUGAUAAAAACUAAAAUAAA
Molecule: messenger RNA, 1081 nt
Organism: Bombyx mori (domestic silkworm)
Lineage: Eukaryota; Metazoa; Arthropoda; Insecta; Lepidoptera; Bombycidae
Exons: 2
Coding region: 92-754 (220 amino acids)
Biological process (GO): regulation of transcription by RNA polymerase II
Cellular component (GO): nucleus; transcription regulator complex
Source: RefSeq, a predicted model, not a curated record